AACGUGCGAUAAGGAAAAUGGUCAAAUUCCAUAAACUUUAUUCAUUUCGAUGGAUUUUCGAUUUUAAACAUUUAUUCAUUCCGAGGAGAGCACAAAAAAUAUCUACAUUUAGAUGGAAAAAAUUAUUAUUUCAUACCGAUUUCAGCAUGUAAAUUUCCAAUAAAAACGCCUUUCCAAUUCCAACGCCAACAGUUCAAGCAUUGGAAUGUCAAUACACCGUGAUUCAUAUAUGUCAUUCGCUUGAGCCAAACAAUGUUUUUGUGAACUGUCAAAGCGCGACGAAUCUUAUUCGAAUUCAGGUGUGCACUCGUUUUAGUUGAACAAAAACCAUUGUGUAAAAGUAACAGGAAGUUGCGUAAAACGACAGAAUUGUAAAUUAUUCCAUUGCGAAACAUUAGGAAAGACGGUGGAGAUGAGUGAAUCAAACUUACCGAUAAUUGUCGUUUGUUCGGAAGGCGCGAAAAACUCUCAAGAAAUCAUUGACAAUUUGCGAAAAGAAUCGACUGACAAGAAUACAAUCGAUUUGGGCAAUGAUGUUGUGGGCUAUAAAUUCCAUAAUGUCACGAAAUACUACGAAAAUGACCUCAUCUUUCUUUCACAUGAAUCAAAACACAUAAACUUGGUACCAGUCGAACUUUUGGACCGGAUCGAAGGAGUGAUUAUCUAUUUUGACUCAGACAACAAAGAUUUCCUGCACAAGUUACCCAUCUACGCCAAUUUCAUCGAACGGAAUAAUAUCGAGUUUGGCAUUCUGUUGUGCAGUGAGUUGUACGAUAAUCCGUUAGACGGCAUCACGUACAAAGAAAGCAAAGAAUUCAGCAGUGUGUUGGAUGUGAUUGAAUUGGAUCGAAAACGAGAUAAUGACGAUGAAGAACCAUGCGCUGCCGUUAAUCAUCACGAUCCGCUCGGUUAUGAUGAGGUUUUGCAAGCAAUUCGUGCGAUAAUCUGGUCAAAUGUCGAUAUGAAAAAGAAGAUGCCACAGCCGAAACUUCCGCGCAAGGAAAAGGUGGCCUCGGAAGAGGAGAAAACGGUCGAUGCGGACUCGUUGGAAGCCGAAUUAUCUGGGUUCGAACAACUGCUUACUGAAGUGAUGGCUUUUAAAGAAACAACCGCAUCGUGGUCGCGAAACGAACGGUUGGCGUAUGCUGAAAAAUUUGCUGACGCUUUUGAUAAUCUGCUGCAAAAUAAAGUUCUGGAUGAGGAUUCAUCGGAUUCAGAUAGCCAUUGAUGUUACAGUUCGCCAAAUCGGCAUCAGAUCAAUUCCAAGAUAUAUAAUAUAGUUUGUCGAAAAAAUUCAAUAGAAUAUGAAAUAAAAUCGUAUUAAAUAUUCAUUA
This is a messenger RNA of Sitodiplosis mosellana (orange wheat blossom midge), 1334 nucleotides long. RefSeq lists its product as uncharacterized. Lineage: Eukaryota; Metazoa; Arthropoda; Insecta; Diptera; Cecidomyiidae. The record is from RefSeq and is a predicted model, not a curated record. The coding region runs from base 413 to 1228 and encodes 271 amino acids. The transcript is spliced from 4 exons.